Populus trichocarpa (black cottonwood) is the source of this 1745-nucleotide messenger RNA. RefSeq names its product OVARIAN TUMOR DOMAIN-containing deubiquitinating enzyme 10. The record is from RefSeq and is a predicted model, not a curated record. Lineage: Eukaryota; Viridiplantae; Streptophyta; Magnoliopsida; Malpighiales; Salicaceae. The transcript has 11 exons. The coding region runs from base 268 to 1302 and encodes 344 amino acids. Gene Ontology annotation, biological process: protein deubiquitination. Gene Ontology annotation, molecular function: cysteine-type deubiquitinase activity.
UUGAUUCGAGAAAAAGGAUCGACAUUGAACAGUCGCGGCAAACAGUAUAUAAUUAAUAAUAAACACACAAAAAUGCGCUUCUUUCCUAUUUAUUUAUUUACUUUAUGUUGUUCAAAUCAAAUGUUGGAUACUCCUCUCUCUCCUUCGCUUGUUCUCUGGCUGUCUCCUCUAUUGCACUUCACAUAAACUUGUCUGUCUCCGUGUGUGUCUUUCCCUUCUCUUAAUCAGGUUUCGUUUUUGAGCAGGGGAGAUUGGUUUGGUAGAGAGAUGGUUAUUUACGAGCAAGAUUCGGAUGUUAUUCAAUGGGGUCUUCGUCUUCUUGAUGGAGACCCACCCUAUUAUUCUGGGUACUAUGGUGAUGCCAUCAUACAGAGUGAUGAUGGAUAUCAUGGACAUUAUGUGCGGGAUCAUUAUGAUAUUUCGGAUUGCAGCCAUGUAGAGAGCGAUGAGAUGAUUGCGCGCACCUUGCAAGAAGAGUUUUCGCAGCUUGCCGUUACUGAAGCUACUGAAUAUUCACAUGGUGGAGAAGAACAUUUACACACUUCCGUUGAUGAGCAUCCUUGGCAAUGUACACCCACUAGGAACUACUGUUCAGACAAUGAAUGUAGUCAUGAAGAAUCAGAUGAUGCAGUACCCUCUAGUUCAUGCUCAAGUCCUGCUAAUGGAGAAGAGUAUUCCUACUCACCAGAAUCUAAUGAUGAUUAUGAGCUGGAUGAUGAAGUAGGCAAGAGGUUGAAUCAGUUGAUCCCAAUCCGUCAUGUUCCUAGAAUUAAUGGAGAAAUACCGUCAAUUGAUGAAGCAACCUCGGAUCAUGAAAGGCUUCUGAACAGACUGCAGUUAUUUGGCUUUGAUGAACUUAAGGUUCAAGGAGAUGGAAACUGUCAGUUCCGUGCUUUAUCCGAUCAAAUAUAUAAUACACCUGAUCGCCACAAAACUGUAAGACGACAGGUUGUGUAUCAGCUUAAUUCUCACCCAGAGAUAUAUGAGGGAUAUGUUCCCAUGGAGUAUGGUGAAUAUUUGAGGAAAAUGUCAAGUUUGGAUGAUGAUUCCAGGAGUGGUGAGUGGGGUGAUCAUGUGACAUUGCAAGCAGCCGCGGAUUCGUAUGGUGUGAAAAUACUCGUUAUGACUUCUUUCAAGGACACAUGUUACAUAGAGAUUCUUCCUGUCAGCCAAAAGCCAAAAGGAGUCAUUUUCUUGAGCUUUUGGGCUGAGGUACAUUACAACUCCAUCUAUUUUCAAGGAGAUACAUCUAGUGAAUUCAGAAAGAAGAAGAGGUGGUGGAGUUUCGGGAAUAAGCACUAGAUAAAUUGCUGGUAAUCUUGAGGACGCUCCAUAGUCUCUUAGACAUGCACAUGCAGCCUCCUCGGUGUGGAACCUGUAUUUUCUUUUUCUAUAAUUCUUAAGCGAAACUUGUUUGGAUCGUUAUUCUACAAGUGUAUUUUAUUUUUCUUGAAAAACUUUUAUUCCUCUAAAUUUUGCAUGCUCUAAAAUUGCAUGCCAAAUCUCUUAAAUAACAGGGAAAAUCAAAGAAGUACACCGUUUAUUCUUUUGAUGCAUGGAGACAGCAAGAGGGAUAUUUCGGUGGAGCUUUAGAUAAGUUGUUUGGUUGGGGCAGUUCACGUGUAUCGAUAGUGUGAUUCUACUUUUCCUGAGAAGACUUCAUGGUUCGUGACAGUCAAAAUUCUAAAGUUGGUGUAAGAAAUGCUCUGAUACAGUGAAAUAAGACAUUAUUAUUGAUUUGAUUA